AUUGGAUGAAGUCGCGAAAUAACUACAUUCACCAACAGGUCCAAAUGAAACCUACCAGCUCCAGCUCGGCCUUUUCUUCUUAAUAACUAAACCCUUUCUCAACAAUCACUGCGAUUUCUCUACCAAUCUUCCACCCAUGGCUUCUAAUGGAGCUCCUCUGGGAGAUGCAGAUACAAAGACAAGUUUAGAGAAGAUCAAACGGCAAUUGGCUUCUGGUUCUGGCCGGAAUUUACUACAGGGCCCACUUCUCAAACGAUCUGAGACUCUGAGGAAGUGGAACGAGAGAUGGGUGAUAUUGGAUCCAACAACUGGAAAAAUGGAAUACAAGGCCAGGAGGAAUGAGCCAACAAUCAAGGGUACCAUAUUAUUCGAUGCCAAUAGCACAAUAGCAUUAUCUCCUGUAAACUUCCAUGGACUGCCAAAAUAUGAUAGCUGCUGUUUCUAUAUUGGCACUCCACAGAAGAAGGACUACUUCCUAUGUGCAGAAACCCCCGGUGCAGCUAAGGCUUGGGUAUCUACCUUGCAUGCAACACAGCUUGUCUUAAAGGCUCACAAAGAGGCUGUGAACUCGUUAAGUGGAAAUGGGUCGACAAAAUUGGGAACAGUGGCCACUGUAGUUGCCGCAGCUAAUUCAACUGCUCUUGAAGCUUCCAAGGAAGUUGAAGCAGCAAUGCAGAUUGCAAUGAGAACUGCUUUAGGAGCAAUGAUGAACAGGACACCUGAUGGUCCAAUGGAUGACCUGACAAUAAUGAAGGAGACACUGAGAGUUAAGGAUGAAGAGUUGCAAAAUCUGGCCAGGGAAGUACGUGCAAGGGACUCGACAAUAAAAGAGUUAGCAGAUAAACUAUCUGAAACUGCUGAAGCCGCAGAGGCUGCAGCAUCUGCAGCUCAAACUAUGAAUGAGCAACGGAAAAUUGCUUGUGCUGAGGUUGUGCGCUUAAAGGGAGAUUCAGAAAAGCAAUUGGAAUCUUCAAAGUCCAAGCUGAGGGAGUUCGAAGAGAAGUUUAUGACCCUGAGCAAGGAAAUGGAUCAACUGAUAAAGCAGAGAGACUCGGCUAUUCAAGAAGCACAUUUAUGGCGUUCCGAGCUUGCAAAAGCUAGAGAACAGGCAGUAAUAUUGGAAGGGGCAGCUGUUCGGGCAGAAGAAAGGGUCAGAGUAACAGAGGCUGAUGCAGAGGCUAGAAUAAAAGAAGCUGCACAAAGAGAGGCUGCUAGUGCAAAGGAGAAGCAAGAACUGCUGGCAUAUGUGAAUAUGUUGCAAGCACAAUUAACAAG
Nicotiana tabacum (common tobacco) is the source of this 1275-nucleotide messenger RNA. NCBI's taxonomy places the organism in Eukaryota, Viridiplantae, Streptophyta, Magnoliopsida, Solanales, Solanaceae. The record is from RefSeq and is a predicted model, not a curated record.